AUGUAUGGUCGUGAAUUACUAGUGCAAAGUCUGAUGAAGCGAACUGGGGAUGGUCAUAGCACACACGUAUGGUAUGACAACUGGAUCUUGCUCGACGUUGCUCACCUCCCGAGAUACAGAACUGAUGAGGUGAAUCUGUCUCUCACAGUAUCUGAACUAAUUGACACGAGAUAUGGUACGUGGAACGUACAGCGAGUGAGACACCUCUUUGUUGAAGAAGAUGCAAACCACAUUUUGGGCUUGAAGAUUGAUAUGAGCCGAGUUGAUGCAGUGGUGUGGGGGUUAGAGAGAAGCGGUGUGUACAAUACAAAAGGUGGCUAUAAGCUACUUGAAACGAUGCAGGAAGAUAAUACCGAUCUUCAGGUCACGCUACCACCAAUGGAGAGGCGCCUUUGGUCCAAUCUAUGGAAGGUGAAAACCUUGCUGAAGAUAAGACAUUUUCUCUGGAAGGCGCUUGCAGGAGCUCUAGCUGUAGCUGAUCGACUGCGGACUCGGGGCCUACAUAUUGAUCAUGAGUGUAGAGGCUGUCAGGCAGCGCCCGAAACCAUAUGCCAUGUCCUCUUCCACUGUCCUACCGCUCAAGAAAUCUGGCAUUUGUCAGGUUUUCCUCAGCCUCUGGCGGGUUUCUCUACCAACUCUGGGAGGAAUGAGCUCAUCUUUGCUAAUACUCGUCUUGGCGCAGCAACAAUUAUGGACAAGGCUUGGAAUGAUUAUGAUGCAUGGGCAGAGGUUAAUAUUGUGAAUUCUUCUCAAGUGUACGACGACAAUGUUGAUGGGGCUCCGAUCGUGAAAUGGGAGAAACCAUGCCAAAGCUUUGUGAAAUGUAACAUUGAUUCAUCGUGGAUCAAUGGGACUGUCAACACUGGAGUCUCUUGGAUCCUUCGUAAUAACUCAGGUGAACUUAUGAUGCAAAGUCGCAGAUCCUUCUCUUCAGUCCCUACUAAGCUUGAGGCAGAGCUUUUAAGUUUUACUUGGGCUAUUGAUUGUCUCUCAGACUUACGCUUUGACAAAAUUGUGUUUGAAUCAUCUUCCUACCUUGCGGGCGAAGCAAUCCUUAGACCUGAAAAGUUCCUUGGUUGUCAAGACUUGCUGGGAUAUAUCUGCUUCAAGUUGACUAACUUUAGUCUGUGGAACAGCUCCUAUGCCCACCUUGAAGGUAAUAGAUGUGCUCAUGAAAUAGCUCUCAGUGUCACUAGAGACCACCGGUAUCAAUCAUACAUAGCUCGAGGUGGACCAUUUUGGCUUAGAGCGUUGACACUAGAGGAGGCAAAAGACGAUACAUGA
Brassica napus (rape) is the source of this 1284-nucleotide messenger RNA. RefSeq lists its product as uncharacterized. The transcript has 2 exons. Gene Ontology annotation, molecular function: RNA-DNA hybrid ribonuclease activity; nucleic acid binding. The coding region runs from base 1 to 1284 and encodes 427 amino acids. NCBI's taxonomy places the organism in Eukaryota, Viridiplantae, Streptophyta, Magnoliopsida, Brassicales, Brassicaceae. The record is from RefSeq and is a predicted model, not a curated record.